Drosophila guanche is the source of this 1561-nucleotide messenger RNA. It is a transcript of the gene Alp11, whose product is annotated as alkaline phosphatase, tissue-nonspecific isozyme. Gene Ontology annotation, biological process: dephosphorylation. Lineage: Eukaryota; Metazoa; Arthropoda; Insecta; Diptera; Drosophilidae. The transcript has 2 exons. Gene Ontology annotation, molecular function: alkaline phosphatase activity. The record is from RefSeq and is a predicted model, not a curated record. The coding region runs from base 54 to 1535 and encodes 493 amino acids.
AGGCAGUCAGUCAGUACUGAAUUCCCAGUGUACACAAAUAAAAUUAUUGGAAGAUGCCACCCAAAAAGUCGGGCCAGAUGCGGCUACCACUCUUGCCUCUGUCGUUACUGGUGUUCCUGUCGCUGCCAGUGGCCUUAUGUGCCAAUGUCCCACCGCUCUCGAUGCAGGGGAGGGAGCAGACAGCGCAAAAGCCGAUGGGAGAACCAGCCGAUGAGGAGCUGACGGUCAGGUAUUGGCUGAGGCAGGGGCGCGCUCAAGUGGCGGCUCGACUGGAGCGCACCCAGGACACGGUCACGAAUGGGCGUAGGGCCAAGAACAUCAUCAUGAUGCUGGGCGAUGGCAUGUCCAUCACCACGCUGACGGCGGCGCGCAUACUGAAGGGCCAGCGCCAGGGGCACAGCGGCGAGGAGAGCCAACUGGCUGUCGAGAACUUCCCCUACUCCGGCCUCUGCAAGACCUACUGCACCAAUGAGCAGGCCCCUGACUCGGCCUGCACGGCAACCGCCUACUUGUGCGGGGUGAAGACCAGCAAAGGCACCGUUGGCCAAAGCGCCUCCGGCGAGACAGUCGAGUCACUCAGCAUGUGGGCGCAUCGCGCGGGCAAGGCCACAGGGCUGGUGACGACGACACGCGUGACUGAUGCCAGUCCGGCGGCGGCCUAUGCCCACGUGGCCAAGCGCAGGGAAGAGCUGGAGGUCGCCCGCCAGCUGGUGGAGGAGCAGCCGGGCCGCCACUUCAAGGUGAUCCUAGGCGGUGGACUGGGCAAGUUCAAUUUCGAGCGAAGCGACGGCCGGGAUCUGGUGCAGCAAUGGAAGUCGGCCAAUCCGGAAGGCUGCUACGCCCGCUCCAUCAGCGAGCUGCGCGACUGCGUCAGCUGCAAUGGCAGCAUACUGGGACUGUUCAGCGACAGUCACAUGGGCUUUCACCUGGCCCACCAGGCACACAAGGAGCAGCCAAGCCUCAGCGAGAUGACGGCCGUGGCCAUUGAGCGCCUGUCGGAACAUCCCGACGGUUACUUUUUGUUCAUCGAGGGCGGCCGGAUCGACCACGGGCAUCAUGAGACACGCGCCGGGUAUGCCCUGGACGAGACGCUCGAGUUUGAUGCCGCCAUUGAGAUGGCCCUCCGCCUGACCGAUCCCAAAGAGACGCUCAUCGUCGUGACUUCCGACCAUUCGCACACCCUAACCAUGUCUGGGUACGCGAAGCGCGGCACUCCCAUCUUGGGAUUGGACCAGCUCCAAAAAGACUUGAAUGGUGUCCAGUACAGCACCCUUAACUACGCCAUCGGCAAGUGGCAGAGCCACGGCAAAGACGGCAGACGCGAAAAUCCCGGGAAGACCCUCACUCAAACUUCCUUGACGCCCAGUUACAUUCCCGGCUUUAAGGGCGUUCACUCGGGCGAGGACGUGGCGGUCUUUGCCAUUGGCCCACAGUCGCAUCUUUUCGGCGGGAUCAUGGAACAGAAUCUGCUGCCCCACCUCAUGGGCUAUGCGGCGGAUCUGGAUUCACUGCGAAACGUCGACACAUCUAUCUAAGUUCUUUUUCCUUUUCGUUUUGGCGU